Labrus bergylta (ballan wrasse) is the source of this 1018-nucleotide messenger RNA. RefSeq names its product prodynorphin (gene pdyn). Gene Ontology annotation, biological process: chemical synaptic transmission; sensory perception; neuropeptide signaling pathway. Gene Ontology annotation, molecular function: opioid receptor binding. Gene Ontology annotation, cellular component: axon terminus; plasma membrane; neuronal cell body. Lineage: Eukaryota; Metazoa; Chordata; Actinopteri; Labriformes; Labridae. The record is from RefSeq and is a predicted model, not a curated record.
AGUCGCGCAGGAGGAACACAAGAGUUGGAGGGCGGACAUCGAGAGAACAGUAGAUGGUGGAUGAACCUCUGAGAGACUUAACACGGCUGGAAGUAACUGUCCAACUCCUGAGGGAUCUGGUGAAGAAUGGAGUGGUAUGUCCUGGUGCUGAUGCUGAGCUUGCCGCCCUCCAUCCACGCAGAUUGCUCUUCACAGUGUCAGAAAUGCGCGCAACAGAUGCUCAGCUCCGACGACGCAUUCAGCAGCCUGUCAUGCAGCGCGGAGUGUGAGGAGCAGCUGGAGAGCUGCGGCCGGGCUCCGGCGCUGGCGGACUUCAGUCAGGACGAGGCUGCGGCGGAGGAGGAGAGCCAGCAGGCGGACCUGGUCAAACGCUACGGGGGCUUCAUCAAGAGGAUCGACAAGAACAAGAACAAAAUCUUCAGCUCUCCGUGGCGCGAAAAUUACAUCAUGAAAGCAGGAGCGCUGCCCAAGAAAUAUGAGGACUUGUUGAAGAGGCUGGAGGAGAGAGACGUGCUGGAGGACGCGGACGACGCACCGGACGAUCAGAUGCUGCAUAAUUAUGUGAAACGUUACGGCGGCUUUUUACGCAAAUUCGGCCCAAAGACAAAGAGGAGUAGCUCCGCGGAGCAGGAGAGCGAGGAGCCCGAGGAGCUGCAGAAGCGCUACGGAGGCUUCAUGCGGAGGGUCCGGCCAAAGUUGAACAACCUGAAGUGGGACAAGCGGUACGGAGGCUUUCUGCGCCGACACUUCAAAAUCUCAGUGCGCUCAGUGGAGGAGCCGUAUUACUCCUAUGAUGACGUGAGCCUAUAGACGAACCUGCUGGAGGAGAAAAAAAAAACAAAAAAAAAGAACUGAUGCAGGUUCACUUACAAUGCCACCAUUUAUCCCCAAAGUCUCAUCUGCCUGCCUCCUGCGUAUAUCGGCUGCCUUCUGUGUAACAACAUCCAUCUGUGUGUUAUUGGCACCUCCGUCUGUCACUCAAUAAAGGAUGCUUGUUUAAUAAAACAACCAAUGGAAA